AUGAGGCUCCGUAAUAAACCAGAAGCACCACGUAUUGACUUCAGCGUGUUCACACAAGACGAUGGAACAGUAGUUAGUACAAAAGAUCGCGUUAUCAAAGAUGUCCCAGCACCUGCUGUUAGUUUGCCUACAGACGAAGAGUUUUGGAGCAAAGACAGACCUGGAUUACCUGACAUCAAAUUCUUAAAAGAUCAUUUUUACAGAGAAGGAAGGCUGACCGAAGAACAAGCAUUAUUUAUUCUGGAGAAGGGAACAGAGUUAUUGAGAAACGAACCGAAUUUACUAGAGGUUAUAGCGCCUAUUACAGUCAGUGGAGAUAUACAUGGUCAAUACUAUGAUUUGAUGAAAUUAUUUGAAGUGGGUGGCGACCCAGCAAAUACAACUUAUCUAUUUCUAGGUGAUUACGUCGACAGAGGGUAUUUCUCAAUCGAAUGCGUGCUAUAUUUAUGGUCCUUAAAGAUGUGGUAUCCGAAUACUUUCUUUUUACUACGCGGUAAUCAUGAGUGCAGGCACUUGACAGAUUAUUUCACGUUCAAAAUUGAAUGUCGACAUAAGUAUACAGAAGAGGUAUAUGAAGCAUGCAUGAAUUCCUUUUGUGCGUUGCCUUUAGCUGCCAUUAUGAAUAGACAAUUCUUAUGUAUUCACGGUGGACUUUCACCCGAAUUACAGACAUUGGAAGAUUUGAAGAGGAUUGAUCGUUUCAGAGAACCACCCACCCAUGGAUUAAUGUGCGACCUACUAUGGGCAGAUCCUUUGGAAGAAUUUGGACAGGAAAAGACGAAUGAAACAUUUGUACAUAAUCAUGUGAGAGGAUGCUCUUAUUUCUUCAGCUACCACGCAGCAUGUCAAUUUUUGGAACGUAAUAAUUUACUAUCUAUUAUUCGAGCACAUGAAGCACAAGAUGCUGGAUAUAGAAUGUAUCGCAAAAGUAAGACAACGUCGUUCCCUUCUGUUAUGACUAUCUUCUCAGCACCCAAUUAUUUGGAUGUAUACAACAACAAAGCUGCUGUAUUGAAGUACGAAAAUAACGUCAUGAACAUUCGACAGUUCAAUUGCUCACCCCAUCCUUAUUGGCUUCCUAAUUUUAUGGAUGUCUUCUCUUGGAGUUUACCGUUUGUUGGAGAGAAGAUCACAGACAUGUUGAUUGCAGUGUUGAAUGUUUGUAGCAAGGAAGAAUUGCAAGACGAGGAUAUGUUAUUAGAAUCAGGCAGCGGCAUGUCAAGUAAUAUAAUGGAUGAUGCAGAGCAGCGUAGAACAGUGAUCCGAAAUAAAAUUAUGGCAGUCGGCAAGAUAUCGCGUGUCUUCUCUGUCUUACGUGAAAAUUCAGAGCGUGUGAUGGAGCUAAAAUCGCUAUCCCCUACUGGUAAAUUACCGCUAGGCACAUUAGCAUUAGGUGUAGAAGGAUUGAAGUCAGCAAUUACAACAUUCGAAGAAGCUAAACGCUCUGAUUUGGAAAACGAACGUCUGCCACCUACGCGUGAAGCAAAGGAUCAAUUGCUAAAAGAGGAGAUAGAUAGUAGAAUACGAACGGCUGUGAAUGGAGAGGAUGAAGCAAUGGAAGAUGCCGUUCAUGCAUUUGAAUAA
Messenger RNA from Mycotypha africana, 1584 nucleotides. Its product is annotated as serine/threonine-protein phosphatase 2B catalytic subunit A1. The record is from RefSeq and is a predicted model, not a curated record. Gene Ontology annotation, molecular function: calmodulin binding; calmodulin-dependent protein phosphatase activity. Bases 1 to 1584 code for a protein of 527 amino acids. The transcript is spliced from 8 exons. Gene Ontology annotation, cellular component: cytoplasm; calcineurin complex. Gene Ontology annotation, biological process: fungal-type cell wall organization; calcineurin-mediated signaling. Lineage: Eukaryota; Fungi; Mucoromycota; Mucoromycetes; Mucorales; Mycotyphaceae.